CUGUUUGCAGACGAUACUAUUCUGUUUGGGAAAGCCUCUAUGUCUGAAGCUAUCAUCAUCAAGAAAGUCAUUGAAGACUAUGGUAGCAUGACAGGACAAGUUAUUAACAACGACAAAUCAGCAAUCACCUUUAGCUCCAAUGUUCCUGAAGCCCUUAAGACUCUCUUAUCCAAUUUCAUGGGUAUGCCUUGCGCGAACGGAAUGGGGAAAUCUUGGAGUCCCAACUGAAUGGGGACGAUCAAAAAAAGAAGUUUUUGCGGGGCUCAUCGCUAGAAUGGAGAACAUGGGUCAAUCAUGGAAGAGCCUUGCUCUUUCUCAAGCUGGAAAAGAGACUCUUCUCAAGGCUGUGUACCAAAGCUAUCCUACUUAUUUGAUGUCAUGUUACCUCAUCCCAAAAGGAACAACAAAAAUUAUGGAUGCGCGUUUGAGGGCUUUCUUCUGGGGAGGAAAUAUGGACAAAGGAUCGAUUCACUGGAGAAAAGGAAGUGUCCUUACUGCCCUUAAACAUGAAGGAGGAAUGGGGUUCAAGGAUUUCCAUCAGUUCAACCUUGCCCUCCUUGCCAAACAAGGAUGGAGAAUUCUCAAUGGAGAUCAAGAAACCUGGGUGAGACUCCUUAAAGGCCUUUAUUUCCUUAACUCUGACUUCAUGAAUGCAGGUAAAGGUAGAAAACCCUCUUGGAUUUGGUCUAGCAUCUGUGAGGCUAGGGAGGUUCUAAAGCUUGGUGCAAGGAAAAACAUGGGGAAUGGCAGAAGCAUUGACAUUGACAAUGAUCCCUGGAUCCCUACCCUACCUGGCUUUAAACUCCAGCAAAAUCAAAGACAACAAUUGAAGGCUUUCGAAUGGAUUAUGAAUGAUGGAAGAGAUUGGAAUCUUGAUCUUAUUGAGCAAACCUGUCUUCCAGACGAAGUGGAGGCUAUUAAGAGAAUCCCGAUUGGCAUGGACAACCUUGAAGACUCAUGGGUUUGGUAUCCUGAGAAGUCGGGUGCCUUUUCAGUCAAGUCGGCUUACCAUCUUUUCAGAACCAGCGAAAGAAACAGGACAGGUUCAGAGGAUCCUAACCACCCAGACUGUACGUCCAAAGCGUGGAAAUGGCUUUGGAGCUUGUCCUUACCUCCCAAGAUCAAGAACUUCAUUUGGAGGAUCACUAGGAAUGCGGUGGCUACUAAAAGAAAUCUUUGGUUCCGCAAGGUGAUCACCUCUCCGGUUUGCACUCUCUGUGAAGAGGAGAUUGAAGAUGUGUGGCAUUGCCUUUUCGGUUGUCCACAUGCAGUGCUCAUUUGGCAAAGAAGCUUCGCUGGCAUCCCUCUCCCCCACCCUUCUCUCCCUAUCCUCAUGUGGCUUUUCCAUCUUAAUGACGUGAUCUCCUUUAGUUCAAUGGUGGCUGUGAUUGCUAUCUUAUGGGCCAUCUGGAACGCUCGCAACGGAUGGAUCUUUGGUGGCACUCGUCCUCUCCUUCACCCCACCUUAUCUAAAGCCAUUGAUUGUUUCAAUGAGUGGAGUGGCCUCCUCCCACUGCCGUCUACCUCCUCUCCUCCCCAGCCUCCCCCAUCCUGUUCAAGAAUUGAUCCACCGCCUUCCCUCCUCCAACAGGAGAUUCACUGUGAUGGAGCUUUUGUCUCGGAAUCACAGGUGGCGGCAUAUGGUGUUGUCGUUCGCAAUCAUCAUGGACAAGUAAUUGACGGAAAGGCUGGGACCUUGUUUUGUUCUUCUUCGAUUGUUGCGGAAGCUAAAGCCUUGUUGAUUGCCAUGAGAAUGGCUCAGGAUUCGGGUUUGCCUACUGUCAUCUUCUCCGACUGCCUGGUUAUCAUCAAUAUUUUACUCGGUCGGAGCAGAUCCUGGCCCUGGCAAGUGAAAGCCUAGAUCCACUGUAUGAAGCAGAUUCUUGCGCAGAAUGCCUUUAUUCGUGUCGCCUUUACUCAUCGCAGGAACAACAAAUGUGCCGAUUGGGUCGCCAAGGAAACAAGGAGCGGCUCCCUCCCUCUUGAGUGGAUUCAUCUUCUUGAUUUGAUCUCUCCUCUCCUGUAAUUGGCAAAGCUUGUACCACAAUCGUUCAGGAAUGAAAUUUAACCAAUUGUCAAAAAAAAAAAAACCUUCAAGGCACUGGAGAAUGACUUGGACCUGUUCCAAAGAGGCCACACUGAAUAAGAUUAGAUCGUCAGCAAAAAAUAGAUGCGAGAGAACUGAUCCCUGGCUUGAAAGCUUAAUCUACUGCCAUUUCCCCUCCUCCACCGCUGCAUUGACCAGAUGUCCCAAUCUCUCCAUACAUAGAGUGAAGAUGUAAGGAGACAAGGGGCAGCCUUGCCGCAACCCUCGCGACGGUUUAAAAGCCUCCGUCAGAUUCGAUUUAAUUUUAUCAAAUACCAAAGAAGCCCUUUACUAUUCCCCACCGUUAGAUUCGAUUUAAACUAAUACACAGUGAUUAGAGUGGUUAGUAUGAUGCUAACUAUAGUUAGCACCCUAUCCUCUCCCCAUUAUAAGUAUUGCAAUUUAAACAAAGUAAACUAGCCCUAAAUUUCAUAGCAAUGACCUAAUUACAGAGUUAGAGGCUGGACUAGUUAUGCUAUAGAAAUGAGAAAGUCCAUUAUAUUUAGAUUCAAAUAUGGGAACCGACGAUUAGAUUAACCGAAGAAAAACUUAGCAUGCUG
Molecule: messenger RNA, 2646 nt
Organism: Linum trigynum
Lineage: Eukaryota; Viridiplantae; Streptophyta; Magnoliopsida; Malpighiales; Linaceae
Source: the annotation of a GenBank genome assembly